UCGUAAACAUAGAGCGAGCACAGGAAGUUUGAAGGUUCGAGCGACACGAGAGAACCAACAGAAAGCUGUGAGACAGUUUUGUUCUAUCAUGGCAGAGUUAGAUAUGGCUGCACAGAAAUGGAAUGAGGAGGGUGAUAAAGAGUUUAACAAUGGCAAUUGGUCCGAAGCCUUAAGUCACUACACGAAGGCAAUUGAACUAGCAACAGACGACGCUGAGAAAGGAUUGUAUUACGAUAAUCGAGCUGCCGCAUAUUUUGAGCAGGGCAAUUACGACGAAGCGAUUGAAGACUGCAACAGUGUGUUAAAAAUAUUCCCUAACGUUCCCGUAACAUUGUUUCGCAGAUUUUUAUCAUUAACAGAGUUAGAAAGAUUCGAGGAGGCAUUCGAGAAGAAUGAGAACGAGACAAUUAUUUCAUCUUACUCAAAUGAUACAUCUUGCUCAAAUGAUACAUCUGACUCAAAUGAUUCACCACAUCUUUAUAUACCGUUGCAAUUUCGUGAAAUUUCAGACAAAUAUAUUAAGGAAAAAGUAUCACAAAUAAUGGAUCUAGCAUUUAACGUGAGCGCAGAUCAGGAGAAACGUGAAAACGCCGUGAUUACUCUGCUUAGGCUUACACGUUGGAGAACUGAUGCCUACGAAUUCUUCAUAAAGAAAGUAGGAAAGGAUGAUGAAGUGAUCUGUAGCGCGAUUCGUAUUGUAGCCGAGUUAUGCAAAAACAAUGUUAGUCGAACUAAUUGUAAGUCCACUAUGAUAAACGUUGUUUUGCCUUGGUGUCUGAUGGAUAUAAUGAACAGCAAAUCUACAGAGAGAGUCAACGCGUCUCAAUACUGUUUACAGAUUAUAUUAAACACUUACAGCGGCAUGAACGAUGAACCCGAUUCAAAACCCGACGAGGUUUUGUGUGAGAUGCAUGAAGAAAUAAUUGACAAAUAUCUGUCAUCCUUGUUGGAUAAAAUAGAAAAUGAAACAACAACAGGCAUUGCUAGAGACGCAUUAAUAGAAUUUAUUACACGUAACAUUCAUUAUACUGCGUUAAAUUGGGCCAAAAAAUUGAUCGAGUUUGACGGUUUGCUAACAUUAAUGGAGGUAGCCAGUCAAUGCCAGAGCGAAUAUUGCAAUUCGUUGGAUAUUACGUCUUCCACACAAACUAUAACCAGCGUGUGUUUAACAAAAAUCGAUGAAAACUUGGAUGAAAAUGAUAAGAAAAGAUUUUUCAACAUCAUUAAUAAAUUUAUUAGAAAAAAUUUGAAUUCGACUGACGUAGAAUGUCAUGUGAAUGCAAUAGUUGCGAUGAUAACCUUAACAUUCGGCCCGUUUAAUGUUGCAAACACAUUUAUUACUGAAGACGGAUUUGACAUGAUAAUUGUGAAAUUUUGGAAUGAGAAUGACUUAUUGCUACAAAAAGUGAUUUGCGAAUUUAUCUAUGUCGGUGUAACCAAAUAUGACGAAUUCAUCAUGUUCAUACGUGAAAGUCUUCCUAUAUUGGAAAAACUGUUUUAUUCUGAGGACCCGAGUAAUCUUGAUAACCUGACAUCAUUCAAAUCAAUUCAGGUUCGAGCGUUCGUGAAUAUUUGCAAGAUGAGCAAAUUCGAAGAGAUAAAAUAUUUCCGGGCUGCCUGUAUGUUCGUCGACGAUGAAGUGCGGAUAUUUGUUUGGCUGGAGAUUUGCGGACAAUUUUUGAUCAGUCCUCAGAGAGAUAUGAGAAAAUGGGCCGUUGCAGGUCUGUCGUAUCUCACUUUCAAUCCCGUAGUCAAAAACACGUUGAUCGAAGACCGACAAGCCGUUGAAGCGAUAAUCGAGUUCGCCAAGACUGAAAAUCAAUCAAUUCUCUAUCAAGUGGACAUAUUGUUGGUGAACUUGUGCAGCGCUUAUGACAAGGAAGAUCUUAUAAUUGAGAAGAAAACGUUUGUCGAUCGUUUUUAUCUUAAAGAACUUAUACAGGUCGCGGACAACAACGUGAGAGAAAGACAGCGCGUGUUAGCGCAUGCCGGCGUGACCAGCGCUUUGGUGAGCCUCGCUAAAACAGGCAGCGAGAAUAGCAAGGAAUUGAUAGCCCGCGUUUUCCACGCGAUAUGCAGUCGACAGGAGUUGAGAAAAAUAGUUAUUCAAGAAGGCGGUACGGAGGCAUUGUUGUUGUUAGCGCUAAAUGGCACAGACAAGGGAAAGAUAGAUGCUACGCGAGCCCUGGUCUAUCUAGCACUUACGACAUCUCCUGAAGUUGCAUUUCCCGGUCAGAUAAUCACGGAGGUUGUACAGCCGAUCUCACAUCUCUUGAACCCAGAGCGUUCCAUUAAUGAAAGAUGCGAUGCUCUAACAGCUUUGUGCAAUCUAGCUAGUGUCAACAACAGCAUCCGAGAACAUAUAUUCAAGACAAAAUAUGAGAAAAUCGAGCGCUGUAUGCGUGACAAUGACAACCAGUUGAAGCGAACGUCCAUACAACUCACAAACAAUUUGGUAUCGUGCCGUAAAGUUGCUUUUCAACUUGUUGAGCAGAGAUCUGAUCAACUUCGUGAAUCUAUGAUGUCGUCCAUGGUGGACGACACAAAUGAAAAUAUAAUUUAUACAAAGAAGGAAUUAGCUGGAAUGUUUGUAACGUUAACGGCAGCUAGCGAAGAGGCUUGCAAAAAAUUAAUCGGCUGGGAUUUUUGGCUGAUAUAUCUACGUUUUUUACUUAAUGAUCGACACAAUGACUUACAACAUAAAGGUACCGAAAUUACGUUAAAUAUGAUGAAAAGUGCGAAAGACGUCGCUGUAAAACUCAUGGAAAUGGAUACAAUAAUGGAACAAGUGAAGGCAUUGAGCAAGAAUGACACCAUGCAAAACAAGGAGAUCAAGAAAUUAGCAUCCCUUGUUCUAGAGGCUGUUGCGGAAUGGGACAAUAUCGAGGGAAAUGUCGAAGGAAACAAAUCGUCAGAUAGCACUGAUAAUACAGAUUAAAUUCAAUUAAGAGGAUUAAAUGUGAAUAAUUAAUUGGGAUCUAAAUGACACAUUAAUAGAA
This is a messenger RNA of Temnothorax curvispinosus, 2999 nucleotides long. Its product is annotated as protein unc-45 homolog B-like. The transcript is spliced from 5 exons. The coding region runs from base 89 to 2938 and encodes 949 amino acids. Lineage: Eukaryota; Metazoa; Arthropoda; Insecta; Hymenoptera; Formicidae. The record is from RefSeq and is a predicted model, not a curated record. Gene Ontology annotation, molecular function: Hsp90 protein binding.